CCUCCUAAGCUCCAUAUUUCAGAUUUUUUAUAUCUUUCAUUAAUUCCUCCAUAUCUUAACUACGUAGCAAUGCGUCGUUCCUUGGUGUUCCUAGCCUGGGCCUUGGCUCUUUUGGCUUGCUCCUCAUCUUUUGCCUCUGCUCUAAUCGUGCGACACACUUUUAAUGUGGGAAAUGUUAGAAUGAAUCGGUUAUGCAAAGAUCAAGUCAUCACAACGGUGAACGGCGGUCUUCCUGGACCAGCUAUUGUGGCUCAAGAUGGUGAUACACUUGUUGUUCGUGUCAAUAACAUAUCACCGUAUAAUGUCACUAUUCACUGGCACGGGGUGUUCCAAUUAAUGAGCGCAUGGGCCGAUGGCCCCGAAUACAUUACUCAGUGCCCGAUUCGACCCGGUCAAAGCUUCACCUAUAGAUUCAACGUGACCCGCCAAGAAGGAACUCUCUUGUGGCACGCUCACUUCAAAGCCCUCCGAACCACAGUUCAUGGAGCCCUUAUAAUCCGACCCGCACGCGGUCGCACCUACCCAUUCCCAGCGCCAUUCCGCGAAAUCCCAAUCGUCGUAGGCGAGUGGUGGAAUGCCAACAUCAUGGACGUUGAGGAGGAAGCUGUCUCAAUGGGGAGACCCCCUAAUAUGUCUGAUGCUUUAACUAUUAACGGCCAGCCUGGAGAUCUUUACCCAUGCUCCUCUAAAAAUACGGUUAGAUUCACGUUGGUGCGAGGAAAGACCUAUCUUCUCCGGGUAAUCAACGCUGCACUCAACACUCCAGUAUUCUUCAAGAUUGCCAACCACAAAUUCACAGUAGUAGCCGUGGAUGCAUCCUACACCGACCCCUAUGACUCCGACGUCUUGGUCAUAGCCCCGGGCCAAACCGUAGACGCGCUGAUGACAGCCGAUCAAGCCCCCCGCCACUACUACAUGGCGGCGAGUUCCCACGUCGUCCCCCCUCAAGCUCCAUUCGUCAACACCUCCACCACCGCGAUUAUGUCAUACGCCGGAGCAUCCCCAUUGUCGCCUCCCUUAAUGCCGGUAAUGCCCAACGCCAGAGACAGCGAUACCGCGCACGCGUUUUUAAGCAACUUGACCGGUUUGACCAGCAGCCCGCACUGGACCCCGGUCCCGUUAGAGAUAGACGAGCGCAUGUUUGUGACGGUUGGGCUAGGCCUGGUCCCGGGCCCCUGCGACACUCCAACCGGGGCCUGCAGCGGGCCGGGCGGUCAGAUGCUAGCGGCGUCUAUGAACAACGUAUCGUUCGAGCUCCCGCAGAGGCUGUCGAUCAUGGAAGCAUACGUAAACAACGUGAGCGGGAUCUACACCGCCGAUUUCCCCGACAACCCGCCGGUGACGUACGACUACACGAACCCGGCCAAUCAGCAGAAUCCGGCGGUGAUGGCCACGGCGAGGGGGACGAGGGUGAAGGUGUUCAAGUACAACGCGACGGUGGAGAUGGUGUUUCAGAACACGGCGGUGCUGUCGUCGGAUGAUCAUCCGAUGCAUUUGCACGGCCUCAAUUUCUACGUGGUGGCGCAAGGGUUUGGGAAUUACAAUCCCCAAACUGAUGCUGCCAAUUUCAACUUGGUCAAUCCACAGGAGCGGAAUACUGUUGUAGUUCCCGCCUUUGGGUGGGUGGUCAUUAGGUUCCGAGCUAAUAAUCCAGGGGUGUGGUUCGUACAUUGCCAUAUAGAUGCACACGUGCCGUGGGGUUUAUCUAAUGCUUUUAUAAUUGAGAAUGGGCCCACACCGGAUACAACUUUGCCUCCACCACCUGCUGAUCUUCCCAAAUGCUAAUUUCCAAAUGGAUACUACUAUAUCAUUCUUUAAAGAUUUACUCUAGCUCUACAGCAUUUAACUUUGUUGACGUAAUUUUAUUUGUGUGUAUUUUGUUCUUCAAAUCUCUGGCUUGUUGAUGUAUUUCCUUGUCAAAUAAAUGUAACAUUUUAAUUCAAUACUCGCUCUAGUAAAGCGAUUAAUAAAGCAUGACAACUUUCAUGAA
Salvia hispanica is the source of this 1990-nucleotide messenger RNA. Its product is annotated as laccase-7-like. Gene Ontology annotation, cellular component: apoplast. The record is from RefSeq and is a predicted model, not a curated record. Gene Ontology annotation, molecular function: copper ion binding; hydroquinone:oxygen oxidoreductase activity. NCBI's taxonomy places the organism in Eukaryota, Viridiplantae, Streptophyta, Magnoliopsida, Lamiales, Lamiaceae. Gene Ontology annotation, biological process: lignin catabolic process.